Messenger RNA from Closterium sp. Naga37s-1, 843 nucleotides. NCBI's taxonomy places the organism in Eukaryota, Viridiplantae, Streptophyta, Zygnematophyceae, Desmidiales, Closteriaceae. The record is from the annotation of a GenBank genome assembly.
AUGGCCGCGCCUCCCCGUCCCUCUCCCCACGCUUCACUCGCCCCCCUUGACUGCUUCCACUCUUGGUCCUGCUCUCUCGAUGGUCCCGACGCGCCUCACUUUGCUGUUUCCACUGACCACCUUCCUUCCCCGACCGCUCCCACCGCCGCGCCGGUGAGUGGUCCCUCCUCUCCCAUUCUUCUCCCCGUCUCUCGUGUAGUCGGCGCCUUGUCGGCGAUGGUGCCCACCCUUCCCUGCCUCUUCCCUGCUGCUGAUGGCCGGACGGUGAGUGUCUCGCCUCGUCCAUCCUUCCUUCUCGGUGGCGGCGUCGGUCGGGCAAGCGUGAUUCGCCACUGGGCCUCUUGUCCCACCGCCUCUGUUGGCGCGACGAGCGUGAUCCUCCCCUCUGUCGCCCUUCCUGCUGCCAACACAGCUCAGGCGAGCGGGACUCCGCGCGUCGUCCUCCUCCAUGCGCCUGCUGUCGAUCAGCCGUGCGCCACUCGCUCUCCUGUCUUUCUCCCCGCGGAUGCAUCCUGCCAUCAAGCCGCUCCGCUCUUGGCUGAGGUCCGCUGGGCGAGCGCGCCUCCCCAUCUUGCUGCCCCGCCCGUCGCUGCUGCCCUUUUGGCGUCCGCGAGUGCUCAGCUUCUCUUCCUCCGCGCGCUCCCCGCAUGUGCGUCUUCCUCCCGGCUCUGGCGCUCCUGCUGCGGCGUGUCGCGUGAUGGGCGUCCUCCCCGUCGGUCGAGCCUUUCUUCGCGUGGCUCCUCUCGCGCUUCACCCGCUUCCUCUUCGGCCGCCUCGUGCGAAUCGGUGGUUUCGUUGGUCGGCGCAGAUUCUUCCUCUUCGACUCCGACCAGGACGUGGUGA